Molecule: messenger RNA, 513 nt
Organism: Medioppia subpectinata
Lineage: Eukaryota; Metazoa; Arthropoda; Arachnida; Sarcoptiformes; Oppiidae
Source: the annotation of a GenBank genome assembly
AUGCGCCAAUUAACCAGCGAGUACGUGGUAAAAUUAAUCACGCACUGGGAUCAUAAGGGAAACGCAUUUAUCCAGAUGCAAUAUUGCCCAUACAACCUAGCGCAAAUUAGUAAACAACUAGAUGCCACUUUCAAUAAGCCACCGACGGUUUUAGACAUAAUGCUUGUCAAACGGGUUCGGCGAUACAUCGGGUGCGAGAUGUUCAUAGAGCUACUUCGGGGGCUGCACUACCUGCACACCCGUCAGCCCCCGUACAUACACCGGGACCUAAAAGCUAAGAAUAUUCUGUUUGACCCGAACGCUGGCAGUUCUGGUAUAUUCUGUAAACUGUGCGACUUUGGACUGGCAGUCAGGUGUUGGACAGAUGAGACGGGCAGUACGGUUGUGGGCCCACCCGGUGUCGGCACACGUAGAAGUAUGGCACCCGAGGCACACGAUGGCCGCUAUAAGCGCUGCGGCGAUAUUUACAGUUUGGGCUUGAUUGGUUCAAAAUUAAUGGAUAUUGAUUGUUAA